Messenger RNA from Oncorhynchus keta (chum salmon), 5924 nucleotides. RefSeq names its product multiple C2 and transmembrane domain-containing protein 1-like. NCBI's taxonomy places the organism in Eukaryota, Metazoa, Chordata, Actinopteri, Salmoniformes, Salmonidae. The transcript is spliced from 22 exons. Gene Ontology annotation, cellular component: synaptic vesicle membrane. Gene Ontology annotation, molecular function: calcium ion binding. The record is from RefSeq and is a predicted model, not a curated record. The coding region runs from base 293 to 3049 and encodes 918 amino acids. Gene Ontology annotation, biological process: regulation of neurotransmitter secretion.
UCCAAGAGGGGUGCCCAUGCAGCCUGUGUGAACUUCACAUGUAUAUGGCAAGCGCAACGCUUCCGCUCCAUCAUUUACCGUUUGACCGCAACACAACACGUUUGUCAUGAAAUUCACACUUCAGGCGCGCACAUUCGCGGAUGACGAAGAUCCAGAAGAUCUACACGAGCCCAUGCGUCUUGUGCGGCUCAUUGGCGCUGGAAACUGAUCAUAGUGGAAGUGCAGUAUCUUCAGCCAACGGUGACAUUCACGACGCCGUGCGCGCAGACUGGCAGGCUGCUGUACCGGCACUAUGGAGGAGAAAAACAAGGACGAUAACGCCACGAAGGGACAGGAAUCGAUGUCCUAUCAACGGAGGUUGUGGAAGAAUUUUCAAGAAAAAACCAAACCGUUUAUGAGUCCCAAAUUGGUCUCUGAACGUCGCAAUCCCGACAGUAAAAAGGAGACGGGGUUAUGGAUGUUUAAAAGGAAAAAGAAACAGUUGGACCGUGUCUUUUCGUCCUCACAGCCCAAUCUCUGCUCCUCUACCCCGUCGACUUUCCCGGGCGACCUGUCACUCGGCGGUACAGCGGUCCCUGGGAACAGCGACAACGGGCAACCUAUGCAACAGCUGCUGGGUGCGGUUGGAGUGUCGGCAAGCAAGCCAGAGCUAACGGGACACGAGUGCCCGAAGCUCAUCGUCUCCCAUUUAAUCAUGUCCCACCAGAAGAGCUCCUCUCUCGGCUCUGCAUGCUUCGAGAAGCUGGUAGUCAAAUCUGCGGACGUUGGAGAGGAGGAACAGCUCCGCAAAAACGCCAGUGAUUCUGGCAUCAACAUUGUGGAGCCAAGUAAUGCUGAGACCGCCCUUGUUACCAACCCAGGGAUGUACCAGCUGGACAUCAUACUGAAGAAAGGACACAACCUCGCCAUCAGGGACAGAGGAGGGACAAGUGAUCCGUAUGUGAAGUUUAAGAUCGGUGGGAAGGAGGUGUUCAGGAGCAGGACCAUCAAUAAGAACCUGAACCCAGUGUGGGACGAGAAAGUCAGCCUCCUUGUGGACAGCCUCCGAGAACCUCUCUAUGUCAAGGUGUUUGACUAUGACUUUGGCCUUCAGGAUGACUUCAUGGGUUCGGCAUACCUCUACCUGGAGUCCCUGGAACACCAGAGGAACCUGGACGUGACCCUUGACCUUGAGGACCCCCAGUACCCCGACCAUGACCUGGGAACUCUAGACCUGGCAGUCACACUGUCGCCCAAAGAGGGAGACUUCAGGGAAGCUACCAUGCUUUUGAGAAGGAGCUGGAAACGAUCCAAUAAGCAGCUGCAUUCAAGUAUGCGGUUGUCAGAUGUCCACAGGAAAGCUCAGCUGUGGAGAGGUAUAGUGAGCAUCAGUCUGAUUGAGGCUCGCGACCUCCAGCCUAUGGACGCCAACGGCUUUAGUGACCCCUACGUCAAAUUCAGACUGGGCCAUCAGAAAUACAAGAGCAAGACGAUACCCAAGACUUUGAACCCCCAGUGGAGAGAGCAGUUUGACUUCCAUCUGUAUGAGGAGCAGGGGGGCUUCAUCGACAUCACCGUCUGGGACAAAGAUGCAGGCAAGAAGGAUGACUUCAUGGGCAGGUGUUCGGUUGACCUGUCGCCGCUGAGUAAAGAGCACACUCAUAAGUUGGACGUACCGCUGGAGGAGGGCGAGGGCAUGCUGGUGCUGCUGGUCACACUCACUGGGGCUGCAGCAGUGUCCAUCUCGGACCUGUCGGUCAAUAUUCUGGAUGACCCACAAGAGAGACACCAGAUACUACAGAGAUAUAGUGUGCUGAGGUCGUUCCACAACCUGAAAGAUGUGGGUAUGGUCCAGGUGAAGGUCAUCAGAGCAGAGAGGCUGAUGGCAGCAGACGUCACAGGCAAGAGUGACCCCUUCUGUGUGGUGGAGCUGAGUAAUGAUCGGCUACAGACACACACCGUCUACAAGAACCUCAACCCCGAGUGGAACAAGGUCUUCACCUUCAACGUGAAGGACAUCCACUCAGUGUUGGAGGUGACGGUGUACGACGAGGACCGAGACAGGAGUGCAGACUUCCUGGGGAAAGUGGCCAUCCCUUUACUAAACAUUCAAAAUGGUGAACGGAAAGCCUACGUCUUGAAAAGCAAGGAGCUGACAGGGCCAACAAAAGGGGUCAUCUUUCUCGAAAUAGACGUGAUUUUUAAUGCUGUGAAGGCCGGUCUCAGGACGUUAAUACCCAUCGAGCAGAAAUACAUUGAGGAUGAACCCAGAGUGUCCAAACAGUUGCUGCUGCAGAACUUCAACAGAGUGAGGCGCUGCAUCCUGUUCCUCAUCAACGCCGGCUGCUACAUCAACAGCUGCUUCGAAUGGCACUCGCCUCAGAGGAGCAUCUGCGCCUUCCUGCUCUUUGUUCUCGUGGUGUGGAACUUUGAACUCUACAUGAUUCCUCUGGCUCUGCUGCUGCCGCUGGCCUGGAACUAUAUCCUUGUCGCUUCGGGGAAGGACACCAGGCAAGACGUGCAAGCGAUGGAGGACUUGCUGGAGGACGAGGAUGAGGACUAUGAGAAAGAUGACAAGGUGCCUAGGCCCGGCCAUUCGGAUGACGGCCGACUGCCUGAAAGCCAUAUCCUUGUGGAUAUGUUGGCUUCCUGGCACUUUGAGUGGAUACGGGUGAUGGUGGACCCGGAGAGAAAGGGCUUCAUCAACAAGCUGUAUGCCAUCCAGGAUGUGUGCAUCAGUGUGCAGAAUGCGUUGGAUGAAGUAGCCUCCUACGGCGAGAGGAUAAAGAACACAUUUAACUGGACAGUGCCUUUCCUAAGCUGGCUGGCCAUCGUUGCACUGUGUGUGGCCACUGUGCUCAUCUACUAUAUCCCCCUACGCUACAUUGUCCUGGCCUGGGGGGUGAAUAAAUUCACCAAGAAGCUCCGUGACCCGUACAACAUUGACAACAACGAGCUCCUGGACUUCCUGUCCAGAGUCCCCUCAGAUAUACAAGUGGUGCAGUACCGAGAGCUGAAACUGGAUCUCAGUCAUAGUCCAAAUAAAAGAAAGAAAAACAACCCGGGGUAGCUGGCUUUGUCCGCCCACGGAAUCUUCCCUCCCUCAACGGCCCGACACCGAGGAGCAGAGGAAGGCUGGUCUGGACCUCCUCAACUCUCUCUCUCUCAUUUUUUCAUAUUUUCCUCUUUCUCCCUCUUCUACUGACUUUAUAUAUACAUGUACAGGCUUCCGAAGUGUAAUUAUCAAUGUAGAAAGAGACAGCAAGAGAAAAAUCGUAAAUUCUGAGUUUAGAGAUGAGCCUGGAUGAAAGUGGACCGGACCAUUCCAGACCCAGGUGUUUACAGCAUUGUACCAGUCUGACAGAUGUACAAGUCAUGCUCGACUGUGUGACAGUUAUGAGAUCAGCCGAAGAGGUUUCAGGCAUUUUUUACACAAUUCCCCAGUAAGGAACAUAUCAUUUAGCCCUAUCAUAGUCAGAAAGCCGCCAACCAGGUAGAAUGGAUGGUCUACUUUUCCAAAUCUGAACUCCCAAAUGAGCUUAUUUAUUCAUUAUUUUACAAAAUGUUGUAAAUAUUUUUUGUUGUAUUUACAUUUUGGAUUAAAUUAUUAUAUUUUUUUGGGGGGGGGGUGUAUUUUAAGAGGUCAAAUGUUAAUUGUCUUUUCAGCUUUUAGGCCUAAAUACAUAUCACCCUGUUCCAGUGGUCCUUGACUAUCCAAAUGAAUGAUAACUUCAAAAACCUCAAAAAUCCUCUUUUAAAUGGAACCCGAGGACUGCUGCAGUCCUGCCGAUAUGCCAUUCUUCCGGUCUUCACGACCAUCAAUAGCGCAGAUCAGUGUUUUUCUACUCAGAAACAGGGUGUCGUUUCCCCCCAGAAGAGGCAGGCAAGUGUAGAUCUCUGCUGUGCCACUGAGCUAAUAUAGAUGUCACCCUGUGCAGACAGAAUCGCCAGGCAGGCCUUAGGCAGCCCAAGCGGUAAUCUUAUUUGAAAGGCUGGUCUCCUCUCCUCUCAUCUCCACAUGUUGCCUCAGUGGGCACACACACACUCUCCAACACUGUGCCACAGGCUGGCCACCAUCUCCAUCUGCCCCACCUCCUGCUCAACUAUGAUCUCUCUUUCAAGGGACGAGUUUGUGUAUAUGUGUGUGCAUGUGUCCCACUGGGCAAAAACAGUUUGAAUCAACGUUGCCUUCACAUCAGUUCAGCCCAAACAAUGCUACGCGAUGACGCUGAAUCAACGUUGCCUCCACGUCAGUUCAGCCCAAACAAUGCUACGCGAUGACGCUGAAUCAACGUUGCCUCCACGUCAGUUCAGCCCAAACAAUGCUACGCGAUGACGCUGAAACAACGUUGCCUCCACGUCAGUUCAGCCCAAACAAUGCUACGCGAUGACGCUGAAACAACGUUGCCUCCACGUCAGUUCAGCCCAAACAAUGCUACGCGAUGACGCUGAAACAACGUUGCCUCCACGUCAGUUCAGCCCAAACAAUGCUACGCGAUGACGCUGAAACAACGUUGCCUCCACGUCAGUUCAGCCCAAACAAUGCUACGCGAUGACGCUGAAUCAACGUUGCCUCCACGUCAGUUCAGUCCAAAAGGUUAGUUGACAAUUGAACCAAAGGUAAAUCAAAGGUAGACGUUGAACUGACGUCUCCGCCCAGUGGGGUGUUUAUGCAAAGCAAACUGCACGUGUGUGUGUGUGUGUGUGUGUGUGUGUGUGUGUGUGUGUGUGUGUGUGUGUGUGUGUGUGUGUGUGUGUGUGUGUGUGUGUGUGUGUGUGUGUGUGUGUGUGUGUGUGUGUGUGUGUGUGUGUAUGCUGGGAGUGUAUGCUACAUGUGUGCACAUGUAAAUGUGCAUGGGUGCAUGUUUCUGGAGUUGUCUUGUCUGUUCUGGCUCUGGAGAGUGAUGUGGAUGGGACUGUGAACUUGUAGGGCCAGAUGCUGCGUUUUGUUGGUGGAGAGGUCGACUGUUAGACGAGCAGCCAGUUAGCCGCUGUGUGACAAGACACGACGACGGGUGGCCAGAGACCGCAGGGCUUUGCGUGUGUAUGCGCGCGCACCCUCUUUCCAAAGCCCUCCCAUUAUCCCUCUCACUCUCCCUCUCUCCCUCGUCAGCGGUUAGGAUCGUGGCCCUGUCUGAAGGGAACGUCUCCUGGGUGUCUCCCGAAAGCAUCUGUUGAAAGAUCACAGCGUAGGCUACAUCUGAAGGGGCCUUCAUCUCCUCCACAUACCCCUCUCCCUCCCUCCCUCCCUCCCUCCGUCCUUUACACUUCAACAAGUGUAGAUCUGCCACUUUGGAAGGCCAUUGGUUUGGUUUGUUUCGAGAGAUGCACUUGAAAUACAAUAACAUGCUGCGUGGAAUGUAGGACCUACACGGGUUAUAUCAUCCUCUCUAAAAUGCAGACUCGUGUCUAUUUGUAUUGCCCAAAGGGGACAGUUUGAAAACCUGAAUAUGUAUGUGUGAACUACUGUACGUGGUAUUAUUUACAGUAACUGUGGUGGGUAUAUUGUGUGUGGUCUUAUAUCCAAAUAUUCUAAGUUUUAUAACAUUGUUUUGGCUAUGUAUGCAAGCAAACCAAAGUGAUUUAUUUGACGCGACUGAAAAAAAAUGCUAAACAGAAUCUAUCAUCUGACAGGCAUAAAGGAAAAUGGCACUUUUAUUUGCACCCUCUUUUUUUUUACUUACUUCUUUUGGAAUGAUGUACAUAAUAUGCUUGUAAAUGGUCUAAUGUCGGUUGAUGAUCUUGUAUCGGUGUAUGCUCGUCAUUGCUCUCCGAGGUAUUUUCGUCCACAGUGUUGCCUGUGACAUCAUCUUCACUCUCCUAGUCCUGGCCAAUGGUUGAAAGUUAUGAGAAAAUAAUGUGCAUCUAAUACGACCAAUAAAUUCACCAGAUGUAUGUCGAUUAUUUUGGAAAAACUUGUAAAAGAUUAAAUAUUUUGUAUCAUC